UGAUAAUGAAUGCUAUUCACCAAGAAUCAUAAGGAGACUAAUCCCAGCCUCUUAUCUGUCCAACAAACAUAGGCUGAAACCAGGCUGUUAGCUAACUGCAAAUCAGCUAGCCAGGAAAUAUCUGUAUCCCAGCACUUGUAAAGAUUGGUAAUUACUUUCAUCGUUAUUAUUGAGAUAGUAAACUAGCUCAACAUUUUGAGUUACUCCUGAGUAAAAUUUAGAAAUUUUGAGUUAGUAAGCUAGAAAGCUGAUAUUUAAAGAUAUUAACCCAACAUUUGCUCGAGUGGGAGAAACAAGUUUUUCCUUACAAUAGAAAAACUGCCCAUUCAAAAGUGUACAAACAACAAAGGUCUCCUCAAUAAAGAAGAUAACUGCAAAUCUUCACUCUGAAAGGAGUUUUUAUGUUUACGUGUGGAUGAAAGGCCCAAACAUAUAGAAAAAUAUACUACCUAACUGUGGGUUAGGUGUAUACAAGGCCUAAAGUGAUUGUGAUAACGAACCCCUGAAAACAAGCUAACUCUUUUUGCUCAUGGUUUGUUUGUUGUGUAACUCUGGGAGGAGCUCUGUUUGCAUGGGACAUGUUAGCCCUCCCGCUAGGCCUGUAAAAACAUCGCACCUGCUGCAGUCAAUCCAGCGUUUUCCUUUUGCCUGAAGCAACUGUCAUCUCAAAAGAUUGUGAUGACCAGGGCAGCUGGCAGAAGGGUCUGAAAAAAGAAUGUUAGCAUGUCUUUCCCCUGUUGGUACCGUAAAUAUCUUCCAUGUAGUUCACAGGGUUUAUUUUAGUCCGUGAGGCAGGAUCAAACGGUUUCUAGCUAAAGUCAAAGUCAGAGGCUUCCCAGUUUGCUCUGUGUUGAGUCAGAGAUUGGAUAAAAAGUUGUUUUUUGCCUUGAUAUCGACAGGAAAACACAACUUUAAAACUUCAGUGCAAAUAUGUCUAACGGCAGAGACCUUGAGGAUCUCAAUGAAGAGGACAUUGAUGAGGAUGAAAUCCUUGCAAUGCUUUCGCCUGAGGAACUUAAGGAGCUUCAGAGUGAGAUGGAUGUUAUUAUUGCACCAGACGAGAGUGUACCAGUAGGACAGAGACAGAAGGACCAGACAGAAAAACCACCUACAGGGACGUUUGACCACAGAUCCCUAGUUGAUUACCUCUACUGGGAGAAAGAGUCUAAACGUAUGCUCGAGGAAGAAAGAGUGCCUGCUACUCUCCUGCCCAGUGAGAAAACCUUGAGGGAGGAAUCUGAAAAGAAAGAAAAAGAAGAAAACGCAGGAUGUGGCAAAUAUGAGGUGUAUGAAGUCAUAGAGGAAGUCACUGAAGAAGAAGCUGCAGAUUGUGAAAAUGGAGAGGAAAUUAUAGAGGAGAUUAUUGAGGAAAUUGUUGAAGAAGAAGAAGUUGAUGAGAGGGAUGAAAAGGACAAAAUAAUAGAUGUGGGAAGAGAGAAAGAGACGAAGCAACUUGUUGAAGUCCAACCUGACAAUGUAGAAGAACACGCAGAGCCUCUGGAUAUCACAGAAAAAGCACCAGGAAAAAAUACAACUGACAGUCAGCCUUUCUCAGACACAAAGGAGACUACUGAGACCUUAGCUCUGAAACACAACACUGAAGAGAAAGAAGGAAAUAAAAGUACAAAAUGUUUGCCUCCCCAAGAGGCUCCAGAGGAGCCAGAAACAGUCGAACCCAAUGAGAAGCUUCCAGAGAAAGAAGAGAGAAAAAUAGGUAAACUGAAAAUCCCGAAGCUUUCACUCAAUAAUAUAAAAAUUACAUCAAGGCCUUCAGGAAAUGAUACAAACUUGGAGUCAACACUUGAUAAGAUCCGCAAAAACAACCCCUCUAUCACUGAGGUAAACCUCAACAAUAUAGAAAACAUUCCCAAAGAGAUGCUCGUGGACUAUGUCAACGCCCUGAAGAAGAAUAAAUAUGUUAAAACAUUCAGUUUAGCCAACACUGGUGUCGAUGAAAAUAUUUCUUUCAAUCUAGCCAACAUGCUACGAGAGAAUCGCAGCAUUACGACUUUAAACAUUGAGUCAAACUUCAUAACUGGCAAAGGCAUCGUUGCCAUCAUUCGCUGCCUCCAGUUCAAUGAGACUCUCACAGAGCUGCGUUUUCACAACCAGAGGCAUAUGCUAGGUCAUCACGCAGAGAUGGAAAUCUCUCGCUUGCUCAAGGCCAACAACACCCUUCUGAAGAUGGGCUACCACUUUGAACAGCCAGGGCCCAGGAUGGUAGUGACCAACAUUUUAACAAGGAAUCUGGACCGUCAGAGGCAGCUGAGGAAGGAAGAGCAGAGGCAGCAACAGCUAAAGCAGCAGAGGGAGCUGAUGCAGAUGUAUGAGAGCAGUCUCAAUCUACCUCCUGGUUUACUUGAGAUGCUGGGAUACAUACCACCCAUAGAAUUCCUACAGGAGCAUGGACUUGCCCCACCCUCAUCAGAGCUGAAUGCUGUUGUGCAAACACAACACCAGACAGAACAACCAGAGCCCCAGAAGAAGAUCAAACACAAAAGCAUUCCCAAACAACCCAGUGAUGAACCAGCAAACCCAUUAAAGGAUGUUCAGCUGAGGAGAACUCCAAAAAAACGGGAUCCUUUAUUCGAGCUGGACCCAAGAGAUGAUAGAAGAUCAGAGAGGGCAAGCUUUCAACUGAGGAAGACUCCCAAAGUGAAGGAUACAGGCAGUGCAGGGAAUGAGGAUGAAACGGCCAACCUGACUGACGUGAUCAAGUCUUUAAAACCUGUCCCUCGCAGACGAUUACCUCCAAAGGUUGACGUCACACCUCGUGAUCAGCUCCUAAAUGAUAUCAAAAAGAGCAACGUGGCUUAUCUCAAAUCUGUGCCUCUCCCUAAAGCCCUGGAAUCAAGUGAAACGAGUCUCCUGUAAGGCGCUGCUGUUUCUUCACCAUAGUAUUUGUUUUUAUUACACAUGCUCAGUAUUAGUCACUUCACAUGAACAGUACAAAUUGCUACUGAACUUUAAUUACCUAGAGAAAAAUACUGGUUAGUUCUGUUUUAUUUCAAUACGUGAUAUAGUCUUUGCAAAGUCACAGCAAUUAUGAACACUGACUACAGCCAAAUAUUGUGUAUUAAUUCUACAGUAAAGCGUGUUACCCUUUCAUAAUUUGAAAGCUCUUCUGAAUACAGUGCAUGGUUAAGAAGAAAAAGUGUAUUCACACAGUAUUUGUUCAUGAUGUCUACAUAUACAACAAUUUCUCUGAUCUUUGUGCUUAAAAUUAAUUAGCAAGCGUGUUUGAUUAAAUGUUUGUGACUUAAUCAUUUUGCUAUUAAAUAAUAUAAACCUUC
This is a messenger RNA of Haplochromis burtoni (Burton's mouthbrooder), 3293 nucleotides long. RefSeq names its product leiomodin 3 (fetal) (gene lmod3). The transcript has 3 exons. Lineage: Eukaryota; Metazoa; Chordata; Actinopteri; Cichliformes; Cichlidae. Gene Ontology annotation, biological process: pointed-end actin filament capping; myofibril assembly; muscle contraction. Gene Ontology annotation, cellular component: myofibril; striated muscle thin filament. Gene Ontology annotation, molecular function: tropomyosin binding. The coding region runs from base 931 to 2874 and encodes 647 amino acids. The record is from RefSeq and is a predicted model, not a curated record.